ACUUUCUCCAAACCAAAGGAUGUCUUGGGAUCCGUACUGACAGUGUAUGGGAGUUCACAGGUUGUGAUCUACGGCCAUCUCUGGUCACUACUGUCCAUUUGAUGGUCCUAGAGUUGUCAUAAGGAACAUAAAUAUAUAACUCUGGUCAUUUCUUGUUAUUACCUUAAUACCUAGGAUAAACAAAUUUUUGAUUACAGAUUUUUCGAAAUGCCUAAAUGAAAUGAUGAAGAAACUGCGAUUUUUGUGCUGGUGUGGCUAUCGCGUGUGUUGGAUUGUUAUAACCCUGUCCAUGUGUAUGUAUAUACACACUCUUUGGCAGUACUUAGGAAAUUUUCGUAUUGAAGGUUCGCUCUCAAAAAGUGGGAUUCUGGAACAACGUAUAGUGCAGUGGGAGAAUAGGAAGCCAAAGAAAGCUUGGUUGAUGAUUGGUAUUCCUACAGUAUGUCGUAAGAAUAAGAAUUACCUGAGUUCUACCUUGACGUCCCUUAUCAAUAACAUGCAAGGAGACAAUGGGGUCACGAUUGUCGUAUGCAUAUGUGAUACACGCAAGGCGUGUAGGGAAAACAUUAAAACUAACUUAACAAGAAUGUUUCUCCCACAUGUAAAACGUGGACUAAUAACAAUGAUAGAAACACCGGAAGAUUUGUAUGCCCCUCUGACGCAUCUAAAAGCAACCUUCAAUGAUUCAGAGACGAGGGUCCGAUGGCGCUCUAAACAGAAUUUGGAUUACUCUUUCUUAAUGCAACAUUGUGCCAAUAGGUCGCAGUACUACUUACACCUAGAGGAUGACGUCAUCACAGUUCCCAAGUUUAUUUCUAAAAUAAAAGAGUACAUGCAUAAAUCUAAAUAUUGGACAAUGCUAGAAUUUUCAAGUCAGGGAUUCAUUGGAAAACUCUUCAAAGCAAAUGAUUUAGGAAAACUGGCAUGUUUACUCAGAACGUUCUAUAACGAACAACCCUGUGAUUAUUUAAUUUUUUACUUUUUAAAACUCAUGUUACAAGGGAGUCGAUUCAUAAGAAUUCCUUCACUCUUUCAACAUAGAGGAUAUUUUUCUUCUAUGCCAAAUUUGGUAAGAAAUUCCACUGUAUCCUAUUCCCAUUUUCCGUCUUUCAAGAAACGUUACCAUGGAGAUAACCCCGAAGCAGAUAUAUUUACGUCACUUUCUGCAUGGAUGUCGUUCAAGCCCGAAUUUGCGUAUUCUACAUCUGACAAUGAAAUGUUUUGGUCCACUACUCCACGAAUUGGAGACCACUAUACUAUAGUUUUCAAAUCACCACAGAGCCUCGCACGUGUAGUUGUGCUCACUGGAAAAAGCAUACAAAAGGCUGAUUAUCUUCAUUCUGGAAUUCUAGAAUUCGGUACAAAUGUGAAAUCAAUUUCUAAGAAAAACGUCGCUUGUUCAAAUCUCAGUUUUGUAGGUAAUUUUAUUCAAGGCAAAAUUAACGUCGAUGUGUCAAAUUCAAAACAACCCACCAAGUGUCUGAAAAUAACAGUCACAAAGGGACAAGCAACCUGGCUCAUAAUUAGAGAAAUUGCUGUAUAUACAAAUAAUAAAAAGGAAAAACACUGAGAUUUUCAGAUCCACUUUUAUUAAUUAGGUAGUGAAUGAUAUUUGAAAUGUAGUCUAAGUUCUUGAUAAAGAAACUUUUCUGCUCAUUAUAAUUUAUAGCUAGAUUAUUGUUACAAAGACUCUUAAGA
Molecule: messenger RNA, 1698 nt
Organism: Saccostrea echinata
Lineage: Eukaryota; Metazoa; Mollusca; Bivalvia; Ostreida; Ostreidae
Product: alpha-1,3-mannosyl-glycoprotein 4-beta-N-acetylglucosaminyltransferase C-like
Exons: 5
Coding region: 221-1570 (449 amino acids)
Biological process (GO): protein N-linked glycosylation
Molecular function (GO): acetylglucosaminyltransferase activity
Source: RefSeq, a predicted model, not a curated record